CACCGUGCCUGUGCCAUGGAGCCAGCUCUGUGGGGCCCCAAGCCCUCCCGAGGGUGCCGGGGCACGGAGCCCUCCGCGGUCGGUGCGGGAACAGGAGGCCCCACCCCAGGGCGGCUGCUGACGCCACGCAAGGGCCCGGGUGUCCGGGAUCGGAGCAGGAAGCGGGAGCCGGCGGCGGCGGUGGGGCCCUUGGAGCCAGGACAGGGGCUGGUGGGGAGUGGCCAGCGUGGGGCCGGGGCAGCCCAGGGCCCCGGCCCCACCAUGCACGCACUGGGGCAGCUCCUGCUGCUGCUGGUGCUGGGGUCGGUGGGUGGCCGUGGGGACCCCCGCGACAGCCUCGCCUGCUCCCAGGGCCUCACCUGCCGCCUUUUGGACACCGAUGUGCUGUGCGGGACAGAGCCCCCGGGGCCCAGGCACGGGCUGGCCCUGGCUCGUCUGCGGCUGGAGCCGGCCCUGCGCUGCACCGAGCCCACGGCCUGUGUGCCCUGCCUGGAGGCACGCGUGCGCCUGGCCUUGCCACCUGCCACCAGCGCCGGGUCCCGCCUCUCCGCGCAGCCUGGCCCCUCUGGGACAGAGGAUAGCGGUGAUGGGUCACUCACAGCGACUGAGGCCACCUUAUCCCAGCCCAACGUUACUGGGCUGCUGCUUCUCUCCGGGCACGCGUACGCCUCGUCCCGCUGUGUGGCCGUGGAGGUCUGGGCACGCUUGAGCCCCACGCUGCGUGGCCGAACCGUGGGUUGGGUGAUCUUCCGGUGCUUCGAGGCGCCGCUGGGCUCUGAACUCCGCAUCUCGGCGUUCAUGAACUCCCGGGGCCGGCAGAGGCUGAGCCAGCAGCAGCGGGUGCCAGACUGUUCGUGGCCCGCAGCACAGGCUGCUGUCCCCCAGUGCCAAGUGCCCAGGCUGCAGGUCUCCCCAGGGGAGAAGGAGGUGGUUGUGCAGGUGCAGGGGGCUGCAGUAGGGCACAGCUACACACUCCGGCUCUACCACAACCAUAGCCAUGGCACCAGUGGGCCAGGGCGUGCAGUGACCAUGCAGAGCAGUCCCAUGAACUAUGUCCUGCCCACCGAUGAGGUGCUGCCCUGCCUCUGCCUGCAGGUCUGGCCAGAAAUCCAAGACCCACUACGGGCCACCCUGUGCCCCUUCUCUCAUGAUGCUGAGGCCUGGGAGCGCCUGUGGGCACAGAGCCGGCUGGUCCUGCACGUCGAGGGGCAGCUGCUGCUCUGCUCCCUCGCAGCCCCCUGCGACCUCCUGGCUGAGCUGGUGCCCUGCUGGCAGCCAGUGCCCUCCAGGCCCUGCCAACCCCUCCCUGGCCUGCAGCAGCCUGCCAGGGGGCAGGGACCCCAAGAGUUCGGAGGGCUGCGGCCACACCCGAACCUCUGCGUGCAGGUGUGGAGCGGUGGGCAGGUCCGGCUGACCCAGUGCCUGCGGGACCGAGCGCUGCCUGGCCGCCCUGAUGACCUCCUGCUGCUGGAGCGCGAGGGGAAUGCCUCACUGUGUGCCAUGGAGCGGGGUGCCUGCACACCCCUUGCCAGCUUCACCAGCACGGGAGCAGGGCACCCUGGGCUGCUGGAGCAGGAUCUGCAGCAGGACGUGGCAGGGGGGCAGUGCCAACAGCUGUGGCACCCAUCGAACAGCACUGGGAUUGUGCUCUGGGCCUGUCCACUGCACAAGUACCUGCGUACCCACUGGGCACUGAUGUGGAUGGGGGUGCUACUGGGGGCCGCCUGUCUCCUACUGCUGCUCUUGAUGAAGAGGGAGGACAUGAAAGGAUGGCUGAAAUCCCUGAGGGCUGGCUAUGGCUCCAAGGGUCCGCUGCAAGGCAGGCGGGCCCUGCUGGUGCACGCAGCAGAGCCGGUGGCAGAGCGGGUGGCGUGUGCCUUGAUGGCAGCUCUGCACUCACUGGGACUGACAGUGGUGGCAGCACCGGGGGGUGGCAGCGGGGUGGCAGCUUUGGGGCCACUGCCCUGGCUGCACGCCCAGCACCACCAGGCACUGCGUGACAGUGACACCAUCAUCCUCCUCCUGUCCCCGGCAGCCGUGGCUGCUGCACACCAGUGGGACACCGGGGGCAGGGCUAUGCCAGAGUCCAGGGCCACUGAAAGCAGCCUUGGACCCCGGCACAGCCCUGACCCUGAUGAUGGCCCCACUGUGGCACCCUGCGAGGUGUUUGCAGCGGCUCUGUCCUGUGCCAUGCCAGUGCUGUCGGCAGCCAAUGGGCACUACGUGGUGGCCUGGCUGGAAGCCAUGGUGCCGGCAGUGCCCCCAGCCCUGCAGGCAGCCCCUGCCUUCGCACUGCCCAGCGAGAUGGAGGGGUUCCUGCAGGCACUGGCGGGCCCAGCUCGGCAGAGGGGCCGGUGGCUGGAGCCAUACGUGGCGGCAGUGGCCGAUGCUCUGCAGCGGGCAGUAGGGGAAUAAAGAGAUGACAGUG
Molecule: messenger RNA, 2428 nt
Organism: Oenanthe melanoleuca
Lineage: Eukaryota; Metazoa; Chordata; Aves; Passeriformes; Muscicapidae
Gene: IL17RC
Product: interleukin 17 receptor C
Exons: 17
Coding region: 16-2415 (799 amino acids)
Molecular function (GO): interleukin-17 receptor activity
Source: RefSeq, a predicted model, not a curated record